This is a messenger RNA of Diplodia corticola, 843 nucleotides long. RefSeq names its product diaminopimelate decarboxylase. The coding region runs from base 1 to 843 and encodes 280 amino acids. The record is from RefSeq and is a predicted model, not a curated record. NCBI's taxonomy places the organism in Eukaryota, Fungi, Ascomycota, Dothideomycetes, Botryosphaeriales, Botryosphaeriaceae. The transcript is spliced from 3 exons.
AUGCAUUCAUCCACCACCUUCGCCUUGGCCGUCGUCGGAGCCGCCGCCGCCGCCACCGUUCCGGACGUGACGGAUUUCAGCGGCGACGUGGGAACCUUUGACGUCACGGCGACGAGCGGACCCGCCAGCGGCAUCAACUGGGCCAACUUCACCGUCGAGAACACCAAGCUCGGCCUGCAGACGGCCUGCAAUUGGGCGUACAACUUUGACGGGCCCAACCCGAACAUCACCCUCGGAACCAAGACAAAGGUCGUGCUGUUCCUCACCGAAUGCGACACGCCCGACUUCGCUCUGUACUGGGGCAACGCGAGCCAGUCGAUCCAAAUCGACUACAACACCACCCUCACCAGCCGCCCCGUCAGCAUCGUCGCCAGCGACGGCCUGGUCCCGACCCAGGACUGCUCGGACUCGACCUGCAGCGCCUCGGGCUCCAUCGGUAUCAACGAAGUCGACCUGCUCGACGAAUCGGGCGCGUCCGAUCCGGACAGCCAGUACGGCUACUGGGACGUGACGUAUCGCAACUUCACGAGCAGCGUGCAGGAGGGCUACGCCACCGAGGACUUCACCUUCGCCUACAGCGGCGGCGGGUCCGCGAGCUGCUCCAAGACCGUCACCGCCGCCGGAGCCGCGCCGAACAGCUUCUGCUCCGGCGAGUUGGAGGUCCAGUUCGAGACGGCCGUGGCGCCCGAGAGAUCUAUUUCUGUCAACUCGACGGUCGAGAUCGAUGCCACUAACACCACUGUGGUUGGCAGUGCGCCGAUCCGGGGCGUGUGCUACAUCCAGACGGGCGGCCUGGUGUGCGAGGAUCGUCUCCGCGUGCAGGUCUCGGAGGCCACUGCUUAA